UAGAGAUGGAAUGGCUCCAAUGGUGAAAUCCACAAGCAGGCAAAAAUGGCAAAGAAUACCCUCCAAAAAUGUGUAUUACUAUCGCUGCCCGGAUCACAGGAAGAACUAUGUCAUGUCAUUUGCUUUUUGCUUUGACCGUGAGAACGACACUUAUCAGUUUGCCUACUGCUACCCUUACACCUAUACUCGCCUUCAGCACUAUCUUGACAACCUACAGAGGCGGAACAUGGACUUCUUUUGCAGAGAACUGCUAGGACUCAGCGUGCAGAGACGGCAGCUUGACCUUCUGACAAUAACCAGCCCUGAAAGCUCAAAAAAUCCACACCGAGUAUAAACAUGUCUCCAGCAGCUUGGGAACUUGUGCUGUAAUGAAUGGCACGGUCUCUCAGCUUUGUUUUCAUACACAUGCAUAGAACAUCUUCACGUGGGGGAUGGCAAGGAGACUCUGAGUUCUUCCAACAGCAGCCACUGGACGUUACCAUGGGUGCCCCAUCGGUGGCUCAGCACCCCACAGAGCAGUAGCAUCACACUCUCAAGACCUACACACAACAACGCACGUUCGGACUGCGCUGGUACUUAGCCAAUAGGUGCCGUUCUGCGGUGCCGCCUGCCUGCGACCCGCCUGCGACCCACCUGCUCUCCUCUCCCCAACUCCUCAAAGUAUUGCCCCGGCCUACGUGCGUGCUCCGCGUACCCCCACAGAGCAGGAA
Molecule: messenger RNA, 710 nt
Organism: Centrocercus urophasianus (Greater sage-grouse)
Lineage: Eukaryota; Metazoa; Chordata; Aves; Galliformes; Phasianidae
Product: cytosolic carboxypeptidase 6-like
Exons: 4
Coding region: 11-334 (107 amino acids)
Source: RefSeq, a predicted model, not a curated record